CUUGAAGCUGAAGACGGUAACAUUUUGAUAAGUUCACUUCAACAGGCAGUUAUCAAUUGCUCUCAGAGAAGGUGUGACCGCGCAACUUCAGUUACCUUAUCCGCUUCACGGCAGGCUUUGCUUCAAAUUGUGGGCUGCUCUUUCCCAAGGCAAGCAAUCUGUGCAUUUCAAGUGACUCCAUUUCUGCCUGGACUUUACAUCACCCCCUUCUUCCAUGGAGAGUCCAGGUCAACCUCAGAUACGGAGUAAGGUAGGCUUCGCGGCAGCGGCACAAUGACCAGACCAGAAACCGAGAUCCUCGUUCACAUCGCAGCGCCUGCCAGGGCUGAUGAUGAUAGAAAAUACCGGGCCCUGGCCAGCGCUUACUUCAGCUUUGAGCCAACACAGAGCAUUUCACUUACACCUGGGUUGAGCGCUCAAGGGUGCAGUGAGAGGGUGAUAGGUUAUGACACAGAAGGGAACGGGAGGGAACUGUCUCGUCGAUAUGACAUACAAGCACCUCUUUCAACCAGAGAGGCCGGAGUGAUCGAGUCCCCGAUGCUAUCCUUUAGGAGUGCCAUCAACAACCUCCAAUCACCUCGCUUACGCCGGCCUGGAGAAGGCACCAUCUCCGAGUCGCAGUUAUCAUGGCAGCCUCCUCCAAGCGAGGUCCAAGAUUCCAUGCCAGACAAUGAUCUGGCAUACCCCCAAUACUGUACGCCGACGAGGAUCCUUCAACAUUACACGUCCAUGUUCGAUAGCUCCCAGUCGGAUCUGUCCCCCAUCGCCCAACGACAGGCACCCCAACAGACAACUCCCUGCCCACCACACUAUGAAUCGCCGGUGCUGACAUCACCAACGAGGGCGAAGAACGACUGGCAUCCUGUAGGGGUCACCGAGACUGUAGAGCACGCCACCCAAUCGCUCGACCCGGUCAUAAAGAAUGGGGAUGCCGCUGUGAUUCCGCUGUCCCCUGUGGCUGGCAACAAACGCCCUGCGCCGGAAAGGUCCACACAAGACGCCGCCGAAGAUACGCGCGUUGCAUCUUCAUACCCGAGCCAGCAAGACGAGCAGGCCAUUACAGCCCGUGCCGAAUCAGAACCGCCGCGCGCCAAACGUCCGCGGAUAGCUCACGACGAUCCCGAGCCCGGCAAACCGCUAGCCAGGAGCGCAAGUGACGUGGGCCCUCGGCAGGACAAGCCGGGAAGCGCGCAUCAGUCAUCAUCCCUUCAAGCCCUCGACUCUCUAGAAAUAAUCUCACCGCCUCCAGCCACCGCGGACGCAGAGCUGCGACCAGAGGACAUGAUCACCGACGUGUUAGCCAGCCUAGCCCGGGAAUUGAACCUGGAGAAACGGUUCAAGCCGCAGUUGCAGACCCGAGACCUACGGCCGUUCGAGAGAGGUUACUGGCUCGUCGACUGUGGCUCGUGGGAGCCGGCGUUGAAACGGUCGGCAUGGGGGUUUCUCGCAGACUAUUUAGGCAAGGGCGCCGCAGGUUGGGGGACCUCGUGCAAGCGGGAUCGGGACUUUUCCUGGAUCCGGCUAUACUGCUGGGGCUGCGUCGUUGGCCACCUGUACCUCGUACUCUACCUCAUGAGCAAGCGCAGAGUCCUGUACUCUGGCGCGUCUUGGGUAGGCGCGGACGGGAAGGCGGUUAUCGUGAUGGGAACGAGGCCGCCACUUGCGUGAACAACUUGUCAUUAGCAGCCAUAUCGCUGACGCGUUUUCAUGGGAUCACUUUGUCUGGCGCAUUGGAUGGCAGCAUGGCUCAGUAUUGGUCGAUACACACAUUAAGCAUGGCAUGGCGCGGCAUGGCGUUUGGUCAUUUUGGUAGUUCGAAUAUACGUUUAC
Canariomyces notabilis is the source of this 1830-nucleotide messenger RNA. RefSeq lists its product as uncharacterized. The transcript has a single exon. The coding region runs from base 274 to 1668 and encodes 464 amino acids. The record is from RefSeq and is a predicted model, not a curated record. NCBI's taxonomy places the organism in Eukaryota, Fungi, Ascomycota, Sordariomycetes, Sordariales, Chaetomiaceae.